This is a messenger RNA of Rangifer tarandus platyrhynchus (Svalbard reindeer), 270 nucleotides long. The record is from the annotation of a GenBank genome assembly. NCBI's taxonomy places the organism in Eukaryota, Metazoa, Chordata, Mammalia, Artiodactyla, Cervidae.
AUGCUGGGAGGCCUGGGGAAGCUAGCUGCCGAAGGCCUGGCCCACCGCACAGAGAAGGCCACCGAGGAAGCUGUUCACGUUGUGGAGGGAGUGGUGAAGGAGGUGAUAGAUCAUGCUAAGGAGGCUGGAGAGAAAGCCAUUGCUGAUGCUUUAAAGAAGGCCCACGAGUCUGGGGACAAAGUGGUAAAAGAAGUCACUGAGACAGUGACCAACACAGUCACGAAUGCUGUCACGCAUGCAGCAGAAGGCCUGGGCAAACUGGGACAGUGA